Messenger RNA from Castor canadensis (American beaver), 2214 nucleotides. RefSeq names its product PRKCSH beta subunit of glucosidase II (gene Prkcsh). The record is from RefSeq and is a predicted model, not a curated record. Gene Ontology annotation, cellular component: glucosidase II complex. Gene Ontology annotation, biological process: N-glycan processing; liver development. NCBI's taxonomy places the organism in Eukaryota, Metazoa, Chordata, Mammalia, Rodentia, Castoridae. Gene Ontology annotation, molecular function: calcium ion binding.
AAGGAAGUGACGUAUGAUAGACUUUUCCGCUUUCUUUCUGCAGCAGGAACUGUGGCCGCGGGGCAAGGGGGUUACGACCCUGCUUCCGGCCUCAGAUCCCCGCGGAAUGUUGCUGCUGGUGCUACUGCUGCCCCUCUGCUGGGCCGUGGAGGUCAAGAGACCUCGGGGUGUCUCCCUCACCAAUCAUCACUUCUACGACGAGACCAAACCUUUCACUUGUCUGGAUGGCUCGGCCACCAUCCCUUUUGAUCAGGUCAACGACGACUACUGUGACUGCAAGGAUGGCUCAGAUGAGCCAGGCACUGCUGCCUGUCCUAAUGGCAGCUUCUACUGCACGAACGCGGGCUACAAGCCUCUGUACAUCCCCUCCAGUCGUGUCAACGACGGGAUUUGUGACUGCUGUGAUGGGACCGAAGAGUACAACAGUGGCGUCGUCUGUGAGAAUACCUGCAAAGAGAAGGGUCGUAAGGAAAGAGAGUCCUUGCAGCAGAUGGCAGAGGUCACCCGCGAGGGCUUCCGCCUGAAGAAAAUCCUUAUUGAGGACUGGAAGAAGGCCCGCGAGGAGAAGCAGAAUAAGCUCACUGAGCUGCAGGCUGGAAAGAAGUCUCUGGAAGACCAGGUGGAGAUGCUGCGGGCGGUGAAAGAGGAGGCUGAGGUGCCAGAGAAAGAGGCCAAAGAGCGGCACCAGAAGCUGUGGGAAGAGCAGCAGGCUGCCUCCAAGGCCCAACGGGAACAGGAGCUGGCUGCCGACGUCUUCCAGGAGCUGGACGAUAAUAUGGAUGGGGUGGUCUCGGUGGCUGAGCUGCAGACCCACCCGGAGCUGGACACAGAUGGGGAUGGGACACUAUCGGAAGGGGAGGCCCAGGCCCUCUUCGGUGGGGACAUAGGGAUGGAUGCUGCUUCCUUCUACGACCGUGUCUGGGCUGCCGUCAGGGACAAGUACCGAUCUGAGGCACUGCCCACUGAUCUGCCAGCACCUUCAACCCCUGAUGGGGAGGAACCCAAGGGGGAACAGCCACCCACACCCUCACGGGCCACAGAGGAGGAGGAGGAGGAGGAGGAGGAGGAAGAGGAGACAGAAGAGGAGGAAGAGGAAGAGGAGGAUUCGGAGGUGCAGGGGGAGCAGCCCAAGGAGGCCCCACCGCUCCAGCCCCCACAGCCAGCCAGUCCCUCCGAAGAGGACAAGAUGCCUUCCUACGAUGAGCACACUCAAGCCCUCAUUGAUGCCGCCCAGGAGGCCCGUACCAAGUUUGAGGAGGCUGAGCGGUCCUUGAAGGAGAUGGAAGAGUCCAUCAGGAACUUGGAGCAGGAGAUUUCGUUUGACUUUGGCCCCCACGGGGAGUUCGCCUACCUGUACAGCCAGUGCUACGAGCUCACCACCAAUGAGUACGUCUAUCGGCUCUGCCCCUUCAAACUUGUCUCGCAGAAACCCAAACUUGGCGGCUCCCCAACCAACCUUGGGACCUGGGGCUCGUGGGCUGGCCCUGACCACGACAAGUUCAGCGCCAUGAAGUAUGAGCAGGGAACAGGCUGCUGGCAAGGGCCCAACCGCUCCACCACGGUACGUCUGCUUUGUGGGAAGGAAACUGUGGUAACCAGCACCACAGAGCCCAGUCGCUGUGAGUACCUCAUGGAGCUGACCACGCCAGCUGCCUGUCCAGAGCCACCCCCAGAGCUGCCCACUGAAGGCGACCACGACGAGCUAUAGCUGGGCCGUGUGGAGGUGAGCAAGGAGAACCUCAAGGCAUGAAACCAGUCCCCAGCAGUGCCACCCACCUGCCCCUCAGUCUUGGUCUGUGGACCAAGGCCUGCCCGCUGCCUGGGAUUCCUGGCUCCUCCAUGGGGCGGGAGCUGAGCGGGGCCCUGCUGCCCAGGGGUCACGCCAUGUUCCCAGGCCCCAGUGGCCUCCAAAGAUGGGAUAGAGGAACUCACCCUCCCUGGGCCCCCAACCUGGGGGUUCACCCGUGUACCCCGCUGGUCCCUGCCUCCUCUCCUGGUGGGGAUAAGGGAAUGACGACCUGUGACCUCAGAACAAUAAAUGUGACUCCUCCCCCCCAAACUUGGCUGCCUCACUUUCCUGGGGUAUAAAAUGGUGCAGAGAAGUGCAGGGGAAGCAGCAGUGCACAGAUCCUGCCCAACCUUCCCUUGCCCUGGAGCAGGCACCAUAGCCCACCUGAUAUAUGAGGGGACCAAUGGGACACCUGGCCACUUGUA